Leptonychotes weddellii (Weddell seal) is the source of this 1142-nucleotide messenger RNA. NCBI's taxonomy places the organism in Eukaryota, Metazoa, Chordata, Mammalia, Carnivora, Phocidae. The record is from RefSeq and is a predicted model, not a curated record.
AGAAGUUCAAGUGCCUCUCUAAUCCGAUUAGGGCACUGAUGGGGCCACGCGGUGACCUACCUCCAACAAGCCAAUGUUUUCAGUUGCACCAAGCUUAGCCACCAAUGCAUCAGCAGCCUUUAAUCCCUACCUGGGACCUGUGUCCCCGAGCCUGGUUCCAGCAGAGAUCUUGCCGACCGCACCAAUGUUGGUUACAGGGAAUCCUGGGGUCCCUGUACCUGCGGCUGCUGCAGCUGCCGCACAGAAAUUAAUGCGGACAGACAGACUUGAGGUAUGUCGAGAGUACCAGCGAGGCAAUUGCAACAGAGGAGAAAACGACUGUCGGUUUGCUCAUCCUGCUGACAGCACAAUGAUUGACACCAAUGACAACACAGUCACCGUGUGCAUGGAUUACAUCAAAGGGAGAUGCUCACGGGAAAAGUGCAAAUACUUUCACCCUCCCGCACAUCUGCAAGCCAAGAUCAAGGCUGCCCAGUACCAGGUCAACCAGGCUGCAGCAGCUCAGGCUGCAGCCACUGCAGCCGCCAUGACUCAGUCGGCUGUCAAAUCACUGAAGCGACCCCUCGAGGCAACCUUUGACCUGGGAAUUCCUCAAGCUGUACUUCCCCCAUUACCAAAGAGGCCUGCUCUUGAAAAAACCAACGGUGCCACCGCAGUCUUUAACACUGGUAUUUUCCAAUACCAACAGGCUCUAGCCAACAUGCAGUUGCAACAACAUACAGCAUUUCUCCCACCAGCUAUUUUAUGACACUUCCUGCUGUAAGACCCCUUUGCCGUCAUGAUUCCAUAGAGUAAAUCUGAAUUCGAUGAAAUGACACUUCCAGUUUUGAUUUUUAUUUUUCAGCCUUUUUGUUUUCAAGGUGGAGAAUAAAAACAAAAACAAAACAAAACAACAACAAAAAACUGACUCUGUGUUCCAGAGCUCUUCAAAAGUGCUCUUAUUGCUACCAAUCAGUACAUUGCUUAAAAUCAUUUUUUGCUCCUGAGCUAAUAUUGAAAUUCUCCUAAGUGCCCAGGGAGGUUUACGUCUACUACUGAGUUAUACAUUUGUGGUUUCAGUUGAUUUCAACUUAGUGACAUAAGCAUACUCUAGUGCUAUCCACAAGGGUAUAAAAUUUAGAAACAGUCAUUUAAUUACUUGA